GCUCCCUUGCUUCAGUCGCUGUGCGGGAGUGGCCACCGAGGGAUGUGCGCAACAGUGCCGUGAGAAAAACCAAAGACCGAGCGAACGAACGAUAGACAGAGAUAGCUAAAAUCAGUCGAGUCGAGCCGGCGUUAUACACAUAUACAUUAUAUACAGUCGUGAGUGUGCGUGUGUGCGUGUACUCUUGUGCGGGACGAGGAAGAGAAAAAAGUUGGAUUCGUGACGUUGAAAAUUUCUUCGUUCUGCGGUAUACCUGAUCAUCGGUUGGAAUUGGUACAUUUGUACGGCAGCUGCACACACGAGAGACCUCGGGGAAAAAAAAAAUAUAUAUAUAUUUACAACAAAUCCGCACGAUCAGAAACUAAGUAUACGGAAAAGGAGACGUAUACGGCGCGAGAGUACACGGUACAUUUAUCACUGUGUAUGAGUGUACGUCUACGACUGACUCUCUCUCUUUGCUGCCGCAGCCGCCGUUCGUUCGAGGGCUCGUAACGACAGCGACGUCGUCUAGCAGUGCGAUUACAAUAACUACGCUAGUGCAGGUGUACAGAUAACAGGAUAGUAGUGCCACAAGUACUGCUAUACCAACGGAAGAGAAACGGAAAGAGAGCAGACCAGCUCCCCCACGCACGCAAUCACGCAUAUUCUUCCGAGGGGGAUAGCACGCACAUAAAAAAAAUAUAAAAAAAACAUAAACCCAACACACAAUGUCCGUCGUCGACAAAGAGGAAUUGGUGCAGCGCGCGAAGCUCGCCGAGCAGGCCGAGAGGUACGACGACAUGGCCGGGGCGAUGAAGUCCGUGACCGAGACGGGGGUCGAGUUGUCGAACGAGGAGAGGAACCUGCUGUCCGUCGCCUACAAGAACGUGGUCGGGGCGAGGCGCAGCUCGUGGCGGGUCAUCUCGUCGAUCGAGCAAAAGACCGAGGGCUCCGAGCGCAAACAGCAGAUGGCCAAGGAGUACCGGGAAAAAGUCGAGAAGGAACUCCGCGAGAUAUGCUACGACGUACUGCAACUUCUCGACAAGUUCCUGAUCUCCAAGGCUAGUAACCCUGAAAGCAAAGUUUUCUACCUCAAGAUGAAGGGCGAUUACUUCAGGUAUCUCGCGGAAGUGGCCACCGGCGAAACUAGAAAUGCCGUCGUAGAGGACAGCCAGAAAGCAUACCAGGACGCGUUCGAGAUCAGUAAGUCCAAGAUGCAGCCAACCCACCCGAUCAGGCUAGGCCUCGCGCUUAACUUCUCCGUCUUCUACUACGAGAUCCUCAACUCGCCGGACAAGGCCUGUCAGUUGGCUAAACAGGCGUUCGACGACGCGAUCGCCGAGCUCGACACAUUAAACGAGGACAGUUACAAGGACUCGACGUUGAUCAUGCAGCUGCUGCGCGACAACCUCACUCUCUGGACCAGCGACACGCAGGGCGACGGAGACGAGCCACAAGAAGGCGGCGACAACUAACCCUCAUAAGGCGCGCGCGAGUCCUAAGAAUUAAAGAAGAAAAAAAAAAUCCUUCUCACCUCUCCUCCCAGUCCAACUAUCCCAUCCAUCGUUCCCCUAUUCCCCCUUCCUCCUACUCCUUCGACAAGAGAGAAAAAAAAAAAAAAAACACGUCAUCCCUCCUUUUUAAUCUUAAUAAUAAAAAGAAAAAUGAAACGAGGAAGCAACAGCAAGCAGAGCAAAGAAAGAGCGUCCUAUUCUCUACCAUUUUUCCAACCCUACUACAACCCUCUUCAUUUCCUAAACCAUCUCAACACUCUUUUCUUUACCCUCGCCGCUACCUCCAGCAAUACACACACCACACCACUACUACCGCCUUCUCGUUCCUUCCUUCGUAUUUUGCGCACCUCCCCUUUAUUUGUCAGAUAACAAGAGUCAUCAACACGAAACACACAAAAAACUAUUAUUACUAUUAUUAUAUAUGAUACAUGGACUAAAAAUUAUGUUUUCUUUUUUCGAUUGCUGAAAUACAUACACAUACAAAAAAAAAAAAAAAAUUUACACUAAAAAAUUACCCCAGUGCACUCUUUCUCUCGGGCUCGCAGUGACCGGUACGCCGAUGCGCUUUUGCAGGGCUGUGGCGUUCCGUCCUUGUUAGCCUCGAGGCUGUAUUUAUACGCUCCCCCUUACUGCGUGUUGUAUUAUCUCCACCCAUUGUACACAUAUGCAAGUAUGAGAAAAUGAAAAAUGGAUCAUCAGUGAUGAUAAACAUCAAAACUCAUAAACACGUAACAUAAAUGGUACGAUAUAUUGAGAUAAUUAAGGAAUACAAAAUUUGUUGUAAUCGUGCGAUGUAUUAUUUAACAGCGUUGUCUCUUUGUAGAGACUGGAUAUUAAAAAAAAAAAAUACAAAAAAAAAUUGGAAAAAUAUAUAAACGUGAAAUCACGGACUCGUGGAAGCCUGUAUAUUCAGCCUUUGCACUAAAUCUCUCUUCCCCUUUUCCCAUCUACUGAUCGUUCAACCUGUAUGAAUAAGUAAACUAUGAGACCAACAAACAAAAUCACAAAACAUCCAUUCAUCUUUUUUAUCCAUUUUUUUUUUUUUUUUUUUUUCUUCAUCUUCAAACGUUAUCAUUGUCUACUUGCCAUUUUAAACAUUACAAAAUAUUUCCCCAAUUCCACUUUUAAAUUUAUUUUGAGUUGUUGACGAAAUUUUGUGUUUCUCUUCUCUCGUUUUCCCUCUUCCUCUCCCUAUCUUUCUCUCAUUGUAGAAAGAGUGGAAGAGCAAUGGGUUUUUCGUGUCUCACUUUUCUUGAAAUAAUGGAAAAAAAUUAACAAACAGUGGGAGAAGGCGAGAAAAAGGAAAUGAUUGAUGCGUAUGAACAAACAGAUGUAAACGUUGUGUUUGCGAGGAACACGAAGACUGGGAAGAAGAAAAGGUAGAGAGUCAGGAGGAUCUUUUUUUGGAUAGAAAGAACUUAGCUUGAGUUGCUAGAGAAACAAGCAAACAAACAAAUCAAUACUUUACUACUAUAGAAUUAUUAAUUAACGCCCAGCUGUCAUCGUUUUUUCAUUAAAUUAAACAGAUUCGCAAAUUGUUCUUGCAUGUAUUUAUUAUUAUUAUUACUAUUAUUAUUAAUUAAAAAGAAAACAUGAGAGAGGAAUAAAAAAGAUAUUAUAAGCAAAGAAGAUGGAAGGAAGAAGCGCAUGAGAAGGAGAAGCGACGAGAUUAUUGGUUAUUUAAAAGAUUGAGACCUGCUGCAAAAAUUGUAUCACGUGGAUAAAUUAUUGUCACUUGAUUAAUAUAAUUUAUAAAUAUUGUAAUUUGCCGCUUGAUCUCGCAUUCGAAGAGCAAAACUCCAAACCUAUUUAAAACUAAACGUUUUUUUAUUACUUUUGUGUGUUAGUUGUCCGUCGUUAUUAUAAAAAUAAUUUAUUACACUAUUUUUCAUUGAUUGAUAUUUUCUCCUUUUCUUUUAUUAUUAAUGAAUGCAAAAGUUUAUUAACAUUGUCGCGAAAGCCUUGCAAAGACCAAACCAAAAUCCAAGAUUUGUAUACCUCCAUUGCUUUAUAAUGAAAGAGAGAGAGAGAGAGAGAGAGAGUCAUGUAAUCGUGCAUUAAAAUAAAAAAUCACAUUCGUUCAACGCAAGACAACAAAACAAAUCAUGUGCAAAAAGUAUGCAUAGAUGUUGUUAUAUAGAUAAAUACGAGAAGAUUAUGUGAAAAUUUUUACAUGUGCAUUACAGAAGCACACUUUGUAAGUCUACGAUAAUGGAAAAGACAACUAAUUAUCUCAAGCCUCCUUUCCAUUGUUCAGGCAGUGAAAUACACAACACUGAAAUACAAAACAAUCUCUUGAAAUGUAAUUUUUACUUUUUGUCGUUAAUUAUUCUUGCGGUCGUUAUUACUUUUGUAAUUACUUUAGUAACAAAUUUAAAUAAGGAAGAUUAAAAUUCCAGAUAAAAAAAAAAAAAAUUGAGUGUCUUUUAAAACUAAAAAAAAAAUUUUCAAUUAUAUUUAUAAGUGCAUCAUUACGAGAUAGAAAGGGAGUGAGAGAGAAGGUCACUUAAUUAGCUGUGGAUUGUUGCAUUCUGAUGAGAUCUCUAUACGUUUGCACGCACGUAUAUACGCACUUAGUUUUUGUACGUAAUCAA
This is a messenger RNA of Copidosoma floridanum, 4087 nucleotides long. RefSeq names its product tyrosine 3-monooxygenase/tryptophan 5-monooxygenase activation protein zeta (gene 14-3-3zeta). Lineage: Eukaryota; Metazoa; Arthropoda; Insecta; Hymenoptera; Encyrtidae. The record is from RefSeq and is a predicted model, not a curated record.